CUCCUUGUUCCACGCAUGCGUUCUGCCCUGCCCCUCGCCGUAGCCCAGGCAACCCCAGCCAGUACCCGCGCUCCUCCGCCGGAAGUAGCGUGUGGCCGUGGGCGGGGCCGCCGGCCGCGUGGGGCGGCUGGAGAGAGGCGGGAGGCGCGUGCCGCGCGCGGGGCCAUGGAGGUGGUGGCGCAGCUGGAGAUGCUGAGCUUUGAGCGCGGCCUCGGGCCCGGCCCGCAGGCACCGGCUGCCCCGAUCCCUGGCGAGGGGGAGGGGGGAGGCCGGGACCCACUGCCCCAAGCCGAGGAAGCGCGGUGUUCCCCGCCGCGGCAGGAGACACCGGCACCGCCGCCGUGGGAAGGCACGCUGCCGCCGCGGGAGGAGGCACCGGCACCGCCGCCGCGGGAAGGCACGCCGCCGCGGGGAGAGGCACCGGCACUGCUGCUCCGGGAAGGCACGCCGCCGCCGCGGGGAGAGGCACCGGCACUGCUGCUCCGGGAAGGCACGCCGCCGCCGCGGGAAGAGGCACCGGCACUGCUGCUCCGGGAAGGCACGCCGCCGCCGCGGGAAGAGGCACCGGCACUGCUGCUCCGGGAAGGCACGCCGCCGCCGCGGGAAGAGGCACCGGCACUGCUGCUCCGGGAAGGCACGCCGCCGCCGCGGGAAGAGGCACCGGCACUGCUGCUCCGGGAAGGCACGCCGCCGCCGCGGGAAGAGGCACCGGCACUGCUGCUCCGGGAAGGCACGCCGCCGCGGAGAGAGACACCGGCGCCGCUGCCGCCGGCGGCGGAAGGGACGCCGUCGCCACAAGGGGGGCCGCCGCCGUCGCCGCGGGAAGGGACGCUGCUGCCGCCUGCGGGUUCCGGUGGCCUCGCUGCAGCCGCCGUCCCGUCGGGCUCAGACAGUGAUACAGAUUCAGAUAGUUCAUCAACUACAUCUUCCUCCUCUUCGCAUUCUCCUUCAACAGUAUCUGAUGAUGAUGACCAUCCAAAUGAAAAGGAUAACAGAUCUUACAGUGUUAAAACAAAAGAUGAGUUGCCUGUUGAUGAACUGCCUCCUGUUGAAGACUUAUCAAUAAUUCUUCCUGAUGAGGUUGAACUGAAGCUCUUUGGGACAGUUUCAAGCAUUAUUGGACAGCUGGUAAUAAUUGAAUCUCUGAGAGGUCUACCCCCAGUUAAUGAAGACAGCAUAAUUUUUAAAGAAGAUCGACAAGCAGCAGGAAAGAUAUUCGAGAUAUUUGGUCCUGUUUUACAUCCCUUUUAUGUACUGAGGUUUAACAGCUCCGAGCAUAUCAAAGCAAAAGGUAUUAAUGUGCGAGACAGCAUGUAUUUUGCUCCAUCAGUGGAGGACUUCACCCAGUAUGUAUUUGCAGAGAAACUAACACAGGAGAAAGGGUCAGAUGCAUCUUGGAAGAAUGACCAAGAACCACCACCUGAGGCAUUGGAUUUCAGUGAUGAUGAAAAAGAAAGAGAAGCAAAACAAAAGAAAAAGAAGCCUCAAAAUCAAGUAAGGAAGAAACUGAAAUCGGAAACAAGUGAAUCAAAUGAGAAUAAUGGACUUCAUCAGUCAAUGCAACAGCCUGCUUUAAGUUACUCGAGGGGAUACCAUGGCAGAUCAAGGGAUCUAUUUCCUCCUCGAUCAGCCCCUCCGGGCUUUUUGAGACCACAAGCAAGACCUCCACAGCUAUACUCUUCAGACAACAGAAUGCAACAGGAGUCUCCCAUGUUUGCACAACCUCAUAGAAAAGAAAAUCCAGUGAUGCAACAGUAUGUCUAUCCUCCCUUUCCUCCUCCUCCUCCUCCAGUUUUUGGCUCUGUUAAUGAAAUGCAUCACCUUCCACCUUCAAAUCUAAAUAUGAUUUGGACAGGCCCAAACACAUACAACCCAUCCUACCCAUUUUUGCCGCCUCCACCUCCACCGCCGCCUCCACCACCUCCAGAAAGCAAUCCUUCUCAGUUCAGGCCUUAUUAAGUUUUCAUAAAAAUUCAUACAGAGAGUUCCAGUUUUGGGGGAGGAAGGAAAGGCUAUCAAGACCUCACUCCUGUGUUUUAGAAACACUUUGGUUUUCUGCAAGAAUAGAACAAAUCCAGAGGUGUGAUGCCUUGUGGGACAUUCAUAGAAAACUAUUUUUUGAAUAUCUGUUUUUUGCUUAAAAAAAGUAUGAUUAAAAAUAACCAAGUAUUUUAUUUUUAUAGUGUCUACCAGGUUGGGAUGAUAACAAAUAAAAACCUUUUGGAAACUGA
This is a messenger RNA of Dromaius novaehollandiae (emu), 2231 nucleotides long. RefSeq names its product nuclear assembly factor 1 ribonucleoprotein (gene NAF1). Gene Ontology annotation, cellular component: sno(s)RNA-containing ribonucleoprotein complex. The transcript is spliced from 8 exons. Gene Ontology annotation, biological process: pseudouridine synthesis; ribosome biogenesis; box H/ACA snoRNP assembly. Lineage: Eukaryota; Metazoa; Chordata; Aves; Casuariiformes; Dromaiidae. Gene Ontology annotation, molecular function: RNA binding. The record is from RefSeq and is a predicted model, not a curated record. Bases 16 to 1959 code for a protein of 647 amino acids.